This is a messenger RNA of Amborella trichopoda, 2246 nucleotides long. RefSeq names its product L-type lectin-domain containing receptor kinase SIT2. Lineage: Eukaryota; Viridiplantae; Streptophyta; Magnoliopsida; Amborellales; Amborellaceae. Gene Ontology annotation, biological process: protein phosphorylation. Gene Ontology annotation, molecular function: carbohydrate binding; protein kinase activity; ATP binding. The record is from RefSeq and is a predicted model, not a curated record.
UCAUAUCACAAGGAGGGAGGCACAACCAUAGAAUAAUACAUCAUAUUCAUUUUCGGUAAGUGUUUACUUUCUAUUCAUUCCUCAUGAGAAGUUCUUGCAACUGUGAAAUUGAGCCCAUGAGAGUAGGACUGCUUUUUCAAGCUCUACUGCUCUUUCUUCUUACCUUCAUCAAUUCUACAUACUCAGAUAAUUUUGGCUUCAGUUACUCAGGCUUCCUUAGAUCAAAUUUGAGCUUGAAUGGUGGUGCUGAGAUAAUACAGAGUGGAGCACUACAAUUGACAAACAAUUCUCUUCAAGUAAUUGGUCAUGCUUUCUAUCCUCAACCUCUAAGGUUCAAGAACACCUCAGCAGGCAAUGUUCCCUCUUUCUCCACUCAUUUUGUGUUUGCCAUCACUAGUCCAGUCUACCAACCUGCUUCAGGGCUCACUUUUGUGAUUUCCCCUGCAACCCAGUUUCCAGAAGCCAUGUAUGCCCAGUAUUUAGGUCUUUUCAAUCGAACCAGCAAUGGUGACCCUCAAAACCAUGUCUUUGCAGUAGAAUUUGACACAGUUCAAAAUGUGGAGUUCGAAGACAAGAAUGGCCAACAUGUAGGUAUUGAUCUUAAUAGCUUGACAUCCAACGUGUCUGAGUUUUCAGCUUAUUACACAGUAGAGGGUCAUAGCACAAUUAGACAUGCUUUGAAUCUCACAAGCGAAGAGCCGAUUCAAGCAUGGAUAGACUAUGAUGGUGCAGAGAAGUUGCUCAAUGUAACGUUAUCUCCUUCUGGGACAGUGGGAAGGACUGGUCGACCUUUGAUUUCGUUCAAGGUUGAUCUUUCUGAAAUCCUGCAAGAGUUUAUGUAUGUGGGUUUCUCUUCGAGUACGGGUAGUAUUUGGUCCAGCUGCCAUUACAUUCUAGGUUGGAGUUUCAAAAUGAAUGAUCGAGCUCAAGAUUUAGAUCUCUCUCUUCUUCCAUCAUAUCCCAAGACUAGUAAAUCAUCAAGAAGGCUUUCCAUGGGGUCUAAAUUUGCCAUAUCCAUGGCUGUUGUGAUGUUUGUUGUGGCGACCAUUUCUGUAACUAUAUACCUCAUCCAUAGAAGACGAAGAAAUGAGGAAGUCAUUGAAGAUUGGGAAUUAGAAUAUGGCCCUCACAGGUUCUCGUACAAGGAGCUCUCUAUGGCGACCAAGGGGUUUGGGGAUGGAGAGCUCAUAGGCUCCGGAGGCUUUAGCAAAGUCUACAAAGGAGUGUUGCAAGCCUCUGGAUUACAAGUUGCAGUGAAGAGACUCGCACAUGAAUCAGACCAAAGGUUGAGAGACUUUUUAACAGAGAUCUCCAGCAUAGGGAAGCUACGCCACAGGAAUCUAGUGCAGCUCCAUGGAUGGUGCAAAAAAUUGGGUGAGCUCCUCAUAGUCUAUGACUACAUGCCACAUGGAAGUCUAGACAAGCACCUAUUUAAUGAGAAUGGCCUAAUUUUGAGGUGGGAGCAGCGAUACAACAUCCUCAAGGGCGUCGCUUCCGUGUUACUAUACCUUCAUGAACAGUGGGAUCAAGUAGUUAUACAUAGAGAUGUGAAAGCUAGCAAUAUAUUAUUAGACACAGAUAUGAAUGGGAGGCUAGGGGACUUUGGACUUGCUAAGCUAUAUGAGCAUGGCGCAAAUACACAAACAACUCGAGUGGUUGGGACAUUAGGUUACAUGGCACCAGAGCUAGCUCGCACCGGAAGAGCCACAACCGAGUCAGAUGUCUUCUCAUACGGUGCAGUUUUGUUAGAGGUGGCAUGUGGUCGUAAGCCAAUUGAGGCACAAGGCUCUCAUCAAACAUUUUUGCUUGUUGAUUGGGUUUGGAAGUGCUUCAAGAAAGGAAGGAUCUUAGAUGUGUGUGAUCCUAGGCUUGGUGGUUGCUAUGUGGUAGAGGAGAUGAUAAUGGUGCUAAAGUUGGGCUUGCUGUGCUCACAUCCAUUGCAUAGUUACAGGCCAAGCAUGAGACAAGUUUUCCAAUAUUUGGGUGGAGACACUCCCUUUCCAGACCCUUCUCCUAAUGAUAUGGUGGUGAGCACCAAAGAAAUCGAUGAUGACUAUUUUUACUCACAUGUUUUUUCACAUGAUGAGUUCUCCACCAGUUCAUCUGCAUGUACUGAAAUUCCAUUAUCUGGAGGCCGUUGAUCCUCGGACACCAUUUGUUUUCUCUUCCUUUUCAUUUAAUUAUAUUUUUCCUUUUUCUAGUGUAUAGUGAAAAUAUCAAUGAAUUUACAAGGUGGUUCAUAGGAA